AUGCACUUCAUGUUCAGUGCCUCUCCUGAAGACUCAUCUAAGCCUUCACACAGAGAAUGUGGCUUCAUUCGAAUGCAGCCAAAGACCAACAGAGUGGCUUUCAUUAUUGCACAGGACUCAGGUCUGGUGGAGAUUGAAGAGGGAGAGCUCACAGGAAAGCAGCUGACCUUGAAGACCCACAAGUUGGAAAGAAUCUCUUUUGCCAAGGAGCCCCACGUGCAGCAGAUUUGUCGAGUGUUUCAGCUACGACCAGAUGGGAAGUUGGCGCAGACGGUUUCUAUGACACUAGACAAGAAGGAACCUACUCAGUACUUGAACAUCACCUACGUUAAAACAUCUUGAGCAAACAGGACAGCUUUUCCUACAACGGCAGCAUGUUGCACUUGAAUGUUAAUACUGCUUGUCUAUUCUGUGCUAAAUGGCUGGUGAGGGGCAGAAAUAAUGGUGGCAGCUGCAGACCUAUGCACGGUUUUGAGGGGUUGGUUACAAUUGGUGGUGGUGGUGCCCCUCCACCUCCUGUCAAAAUGUACAUGGUGGGUUUUUACUGGAAGGUGUAUCACUUGAUUUCACUGAAAUAAAUCUACUUGGUCAUCA
This is a messenger RNA of Melanotaenia boesemani (Boeseman's rainbowfish), 594 nucleotides long. RefSeq names its product peroxynitrite isomerase THAP4-like. NCBI's taxonomy places the organism in Eukaryota, Metazoa, Chordata, Actinopteri, Atheriniformes, Melanotaeniidae. The record is from RefSeq and is a predicted model, not a curated record. Bases 1 to 342 code for a protein of 113 amino acids. The transcript is spliced from 4 exons.